Messenger RNA from Triticum turgidum subsp. durum (durum wheat), 3285 nucleotides. The record is from the annotation of a GenBank genome assembly. Lineage: Eukaryota; Viridiplantae; Streptophyta; Magnoliopsida; Poales; Poaceae.
AUGGCCACCUCGUGCGCCGUCUCCAUCGCGCCCCGCGGCGGCCGGAGAAGGAUCGGCCGGCGGCCGGCGGCUGGCGGCGUCGCGCGCACACCCGCUUCCACUACCAACGCCGGCGAAAUCGCCUUUGCCGCUCCCCGCAGACCGCGCCGUGUGUGUGGGGGCCAACCCUUACGCGCUCUCGGCUCUCCUUCUUUCCUGAGCUUUUAUCCCAAUGGGCCUCUUCUACCUCCUCGUUCAGGAGGCCACUUUGGGCCCAUAUCAGUCUAUCUUUCGGAUCAACAACAGAGAGCCCAGCCCAUGAAGCAUUCGGCUUCAUCCUUCUUAAGCCCUGGAGAAACCCCGCCGCCAGCAGUAGCCAGCCACCGCCUCCAGCUGCCCGUGGCGCCGCCGCGGCGAGCGAUGCCGGUGAUCACAGCCAUGUAUCAAGCGCUUCCGCGCCGCGGAUACACCCUCCUCGUCCUCCGCCUCCGGGGGCUUCGCGGGCUCAGCUCGCACGCGGGCGGCGGCGAGCGGUGGAGGGGGCAGCCCCAGCAGCAGCAGCAGCAGGAGGAAAGCAAGGAGGUCAAGGUGUCGGUGUGGUGGGACUUCCAGAAGUGCCAGCUUCCGCCCGACGCCAACCCCUGCCGCGUGGCCCCGCGCGUCACGGCCGCGCUGCGCGCCGCCGGCAUCCGGGGCCCCGUCGAGAUCACCGCCUUCGGCGAUGUUUUCGUGCUCCCCCGCCCCGUCCAGGAGGUCCUCGCGGCCACCGGCGUCGCGUUCUCGCACGUCCCCACCAGUGGAAAGGAUGGUUCUGACAGAUCAUUCAUUGCUGAUCUUGUCUAUUGGAUUGCUCAGAACCCUCCACCAGCCCAUUUCUUCCUUAUAUCUGGGGAUAAACACUUUGCAAAUAUUCUGCAUCGCCUUCGGAUGAGCAAUUACAACAUACUGCUAGCCUGUCCCACUACUGAGCCCAGCAUUCUGUGCAGUGCAGCAACAAUUAUGUGGCCGUGGGAAGCUUUGAUUAAAGGGGAGGGGUUUACUCGGAAACAUUUUAACCAGCCUCCUGAUGGUUUGUCCUGUUCUUGGUAUGGUAAUUACAGGGGAGCUCUUGAUGACCCCUUCCAGAAAGCAGAACCAAAGCACUCCGGAAAUGUAUCAUUGCAAACCAAGAAGCCAGAGAAGCUACCUAUAGUCUCCAGAUCUGCGGUCAACGGGCCUGAUUAUGCCAACUUUAUAGAUCCUCUACCAGGUGAUAGUCAACCCGCUGUAUUUGGUGAAAAAAGCUUUAUGAGAAUGAGUUCUCAGCAAAGUAUUGGUGAGAGAAAAUGCCUCAUUGAGACUAAGAAUGAGAAGCCACGAUCAUCCAGUGUCCCAUCUUCUCCAUCAGAUAUAUUAUCUUUAGAAUCUUUAGAACAAAAGAAAAUUCUGGUCGGUGAUGACCCCUUCCUGCAAGGAGAAUCCAAGCACUCCAUGAAUGUACCAUUGCAGCCCAAGAAACCAGAGGAGACACCUAGAAUCCCCAAAUCUGUGGUCAACUGUAUCAGGAGAGCACUAAACUCUUAUCCUGGAGGGGUCAACGUUGAAGAUCUUCUGAGAGAACUUAAAGAGAACAAGUUGUUUAUGUAUAAUGGAUUAUAUGGCUUGAAAAACUUCAGUGCUCUUCUCCAAGCUAUGCCUGAUUAUGUCAAAUUUAUAGAUCCUUUACCAGGUGAUAGUCAACCUGCCGUAGUUGGUGAAAAAAGCUUUAAUAGAUUUCCUUCUGCUCAAAGUAAUGGUGAGGUAAAAUGCCUCAUUGAGACGAAGAAUGAGAAGCCACCAUCUUCUCCAUCAGAUAUAUUGUCUCCAGAACAAAGGAAGAUUCCGAUAGCUGAUGCUCCAUCUUCCCAGUGUGGUUUGUUAUCUAGAGACCAAAGGAAAGCUCCACCCGUAGAUUUUAUUAAGCCAUCUGAACCACCUGCGUGUCAUAUGGAAGCUGAUAUGGUGAUCACUGCUGCAACUCCCUCCUCGGAGGCUCAAGGUACUACUGGUAAAAAAGGGCUACUUGAAAGGAUUCAGAUACUAUGGACUGGUCCCAAGACCAUUAAGCCCCAGGUCCAUCCAUCUCAUGAUGCUACUUUUUCUGAAGGGUCCAGUGAUGUAACAAGCCAGGAAGGGCAACAUAACAGACGUUUGAGAAAGGCCAUGAAGAAUUGUUCCACAACUGACAGUCCUGAUGUGAAUGGUCCUGAUAACAGUUCAGCAGGCAGCACUAGUUUGUCAAAUGACCUGUCUAAUAACUGUUCUGAAACAGAUGUCAAGGGGGAUUUUGCAAAUACAAAGAAUCACUCUGGCGAAACAGUCAAAAUCAGCAAGCCUGAAAAGAUACGAGGUUCUGGAGAAAGCAACAAAGGAAUAUUUAGCUGGGCAGCAAGGUGGUGGUCAGCUGGAAAAUCAGAUAAAAAAGAUAAUCAAAAUCGUGAUGGAACAAGGAAAGAUUUGGACAAAGGAUGUUCAUUUGUUAACAGUGCAAGUGGACAGCAAGUAGGAGUUGAAAUGUUUGAAAAAUCUUACUUCUGGGAUGCACUACAGCAAUAUCUUUUAACCCAUCAUGGAGCAAAACUUGUUUCAGAAGCAAAGGCAAGGGAGGAGUUGGCACAUGGACUGCAGAAGGGCUGUUCGCUUCUCAAAGGCCUUGACGAGAGACAUAUCCAUCAGUUAGUACAGCUGUUGAUCUCUGAGAAGAAAUGGAUCAAGGAGUGUAGGUCGGAAACUUUUCAUUUCCAACUUACGCUGCCUCAGAGAGGAACAUGUGCUCCAUUAUAUUCCUGUAAACCAGAAGGGUCAAGUUCUCUUGCAAAUGGAAGCACAACCAUAUCAAGUAAGUUGUUCCCUGCAAGAAACGGAAACAGCCAGGCCAGCUGCAAGGGCAAUGAAGACCAAGGUAAUGUCGAUGACUUUGCCUGGGAAGAGCUUGGUCCUGUGUCCAGUGCUGGUGAUCCUCAUCCAGAAACUGAUAAAGUGGUGCGCUAUCACCCUCCCACCUCGUCAGAUGAUGAGUUUUCUGAUGGUGAAAUUCAUGCGAUAGAUGAACAAGCAGGAAAAGAUUCGGAUGCUGAAUUUUCCGAGGAUGAAAAUCAUACAGCAAGCCAACAAGCAAGAAGAGACCCAUCACGGAGCUCGCUCGUCGAAAUUAUUGCCUCGUGGGAAACACAAACAGGCAAGGAUGAUGGUUCACCGCCAAGAAAUUUCAAGGCGGAAUGCUCUCGAUCGAAUAAACAUUAUCGUCAGUGUUAUCGUCCUUCGACCAAGCAGCAGCAACACUCGUGA